CACGUCUCGCUUCUCCUUGAUUCAUUCACGAACCACCGUGAAGACUUGAAAGAUCGCGAAUCAUUCUCCUAAGACCACGCUCUUCAACUUGCGACAGCUCCUAAUUUCAGUCCCUUGCCCUGAGCAACUGAACCUAAAUGAACUACGCUGCGUCCAUCCCUUCGAUUUAUCACUCUCCAGUCCGCCAGUACUACCCACCGCCACAGCUCUCAUCUCAACAACAGACAGAACCUUUGGUAGCGCAAAGAGUAAAAGAGUACGGAAAUAUCUGGAGCGCCGCAUAGCUCUGUGGUGAUCCAGCACACCUUCGUGAUGGCUGCGAUCCCUUCGUUUGCUUUUCCAGACAUGGACGCGUCGCAGCUCGAUGACAAAAUGGAUCUAGCCUCCUCGCCUUUUCGACAGCCCGACGAUAUCGAUAUCGACCUCGAUUCUGUCCGUGAGCCUUCCGUCAUUGGCUCCCCGCACGACGACAUGAUCGAUGAUCCUGUGGAACCUCUUGAUACUGGAGCCGAUGUUAUGGAAGACCAACUUGACGAGACUCUGCCAGAUGAUGAUUUGAAUGAUGAGCAAAACGUAUCGAUGCUAACUGAACAACCCGACCUGGAUUACAAUAUGGAUGCCUCCAUCGAAGAAACUCAAGGUGAUGAAGAUGAGGAAAUCUUGUAUGAAGACGAGGAAGAUAUUGGAGCAGCGAUACAAGACGUUGAAGAAGUUGCCGAGGACAACGCAAAUCAAGGUCAGCCGCAGGUGUAUCAAGAAGUAGAAACGGACGUCAUUUUAGAAGAACCCGGAGAUCAACCCGAGCCACAAAAUCACACCGAUUCAGAUAGUAAUCAACACAAGGCUCUCACCGACGAUGAAAGCACCCCGGUCGCAGCAGAAGAACCCGCCCAAAGUCAAGAAGAAAGUCAGGCUUCAAAAGCCGAAAUAUCGGAUGCAUCCCAAAACUAUGUGACCGGCCAAGGUGAGGAGGACGAAGCUCCUGAACAAGCGCAAGAUGGGCACGAUGAUGAUGCUCCCGAACUGCCACAACAACAUCUAGAGGUUGAGAUUGGAGAUGGUAAUCAUACCCUCUCCCUUGAGGAAGGUAGUCGUCUCGGGGCCGAAGCCCAGGCAACGACUGCAACAAGUGAACCCGGGCCCCAAGAUCAGCAUGAGGAGACGAUUCAGAACGAAGAUGACAGGGCAACUCCGGCCGUUCACCCUGUUACCCUUGUUUACCUAGAAGAGGAAAUGUCCCUUUUCCCGCCCAUGCUCGGCGACGCUUCAAGCGUGUAUUUCCUGCCUGAUGCUUCACUGGCCUUCGAGCCGUUGGACAAAUUGCUCGCUGCAUGCCGUGAGAUUUUGACUGGGACGCUGGAUCACCAUGACGAGCUUGUACUUGACGUGCCUGGGUUAGGCCUGCAUGUCUGUGAGGACUCUAAGUAUGCUGCUCAAAUUACGCUUGCUCAAAUCCUCGACGUCUACUUGCAUCUAUGCAAUAACAAUGCAGGUCAGGCGAUCCAACCUCUGUACUGUCACUUGAGCAGCCGAGUGAGCCUGGCGUCGCAAUAUGCCUAUCUCUGCUCUGCGGGAGCUGAAGGAAAGACCUAUGCUGAAAUCGCUGCCGAUCACUCAGAAUCUCCGGAGCUGGAAGGCGAUGACGAAGACGAAGCCAGUCACUAUGAAGAACAUCAAAGUGAAGGCGAUCACUUACCUGCCCAAGAAGAAACAGAGGCCGUUGCAGAAAAUACGGACGGUCAACUGUCUGCAGCCAAUGCCGAUGAGACAGAUGCCUUCGGUCAAGGGGAGCACCCCGAGGACGAGAUCUCUUCUGAUCAUGCGACCCAGAGCAUUGUGCCUACAGCUAGCGAUGUGAAUCUUCCCGAGCCUUUUGCAGCCACAGAAGCGCCUGAGGCAGCUGAACCGGUAGAAUUGCUUGCUGGAGCUGAUCAAGAAGACGGUGAGCCAGAGUACGUGUAUGACGAGACUCGAGAGCUCGACGGCACUGAGCACGAGCUGCAUUUUGAAGUUCAAGACCGACUGCAUGAGGAUCAAGAACAUGAAACAAACAGCUCACAUACUGUAGAAGCCGAUACGGCAGAGUCGGGCCUUCAGAAUAUCGAAGCAGCUGAUGUCGCGACUGCACGGCUUGGGCAACCCAACGAAGAAGCGGAAGAUCUUUUUCAACACGAAGGCGAUGGGCCUGAGCCAGAAUCCAACUACGAAACCUAUGGUGAUGAAGAGCUCUUCGUCACGCAGGAUGAAUCUGGUGAUAAUGUGCCGGAAGACCUCUCAGCAGUCAUCCAAGAUGAAGAUUCAGUUCCGACGUUUCAAAACGCAGAUGACGCGGACGUGGCUCAAACACAGCCUUCCAUUCCCAGCAAUGCUGAACCCCUGGACGAAAACUCCUCGCACGUGGGUUCAGCUGUUGACACGCAGUAUGCGGGCAAUCUAAGUCCUCCCAUGACUCCUGUCAAAGCCAGGCAAGCCAAGCGGAAAGCCGAGGAAGAAGAUGAGCUUCUUCUCGAUCUCGAUACGCCAGAUCCGAAGCGUCGAAGACCAUCAUAAUUAGUCGAGUCGAUCACUCCGACCUUUUGCCAUCCCUCUUCCGCAGACACUUGUAAUCGCAGAUAGCCCAACAAAACUCGAUUCGCCUGCAACACAACCUUCGACGUUUGCCAAAUACCUUCACCUUUACUAAUCACGGCAGAAUCUAACCUUUUAGGUCUCUAUGUAGGAUCCCUUCUAUUCUCAGCACACCACGGCGCCUUACUUGUGCAUUCGGCGACUGCCAUACAACGGUGUGCUGCAGUAAAUUUUCUCCCUAUUCCCCUGUGCCACUAACCAUAGUUUUGUUGCAUUUACGCUCGACAUUCUUGCGUCGAGAAUCCUCGAGGCUUCCUCGACGUCCGACCCUAACCUAUUAUGCAAGGUUUUUGAUAAACUUGAAAACUCAAGGUCGAUUGGGAGGAACAUGUACAAUGAUUCGACUUAAACUUACCGUGACUGCAAUGGCUGGGUGGGUGGGUUUGCAGUUCACUGUAAGUUACCAGAAACGGGGAGGAUGAGAGCUGGGAUCGUGCUUGGGGGUGGAGGGGAAGAAAAGUCAUGUUUCCGUUUUGCGGUUGUGUUCUUGUUGUAGCCCUGCGCUGGGAGGAGGACGGCAGACGUUGCUUGGUUUUCAGCUUGACACGGAUGAGAGCAUCUGGACGCCGGACCAAGAGGGUAGCAGAGCAAGCAAUCUGGCGACAAGGGACGUGUUUUGAAGUGGUUGAUCUCCCGGUUGGCGCAGUUAUGCCUCGUGGUCUCUGAAUCAAGAAACCUCUGUUGAACGAAUGCUCAAACAACGACUCCAAUCGUCCAUUCCUGAAUUGUCCCUACUUUCGCGUUUUCACGUCGCAAUAAAUAGUGGGCUCUGUUGUCCUGGCAAGGAAUACCCCGAUGUUACGGCGACACGAGAAUGGGAAUCUGGGCGGUUCUGUGAAGCGCAAUGCUAUGGCGUGUGAGUGGGAGGUGAUAC
Cladophialophora immunda is the source of this 3502-nucleotide messenger RNA. RefSeq lists its product as uncharacterized. Bases 313 to 2550 code for a protein of 745 amino acids. The record is from RefSeq and is a predicted model, not a curated record. The transcript has a single exon. Lineage: Eukaryota; Fungi; Ascomycota; Eurotiomycetes; Chaetothyriales; Herpotrichiellaceae.